This is a messenger RNA of Aspergillus caelatus, 397 nucleotides long. RefSeq lists its product as uncharacterized. Lineage: Eukaryota; Fungi; Ascomycota; Eurotiomycetes; Eurotiales; Aspergillaceae. The transcript has 2 exons. The record is from RefSeq and is a predicted model, not a curated record. The annotation marks the transcript as partial.
CUUGUCGAUGCCCAAUUGCAUUUCAUUGAGUCUAUUAUUAUCAGUGUACUUGUUUUUAUUUCUAUUUUUCUGUGUUUUUAUUUUGUCUUCGGCUUCGUUGUUCUCGUGGGGGAUACUUUACCAAGUGGUAUCCCUGUGUCGUGAAUUGGCGCUAGUGAGGUGAUGAACAGUGCUAUUGGCUUUGAAGCGGCUCGUGAUCAUGGCUCUGUAUGGUAAGGUACCUUAGGGCAUGCAUAUAGGUGCAGAUUGUUUUGUGCCUUAUUAAUUGCUCUUUUUCCGUGGUUGUUCUUUCUUCACAGUUCAAAUGUAUUACCGAUAUUACCCCGACAAAAAACAAAACCAGAUAACAAAGAUGUAAUUGUAUAACUGCAACAAGAGCAACAACGGGUGAUUGUUC